AUGUCCGUCAAGUCAAUCGCUGUGUUUGGGGGCAAUGGGUUCCUAGGAAGAAAGAUCUGUGAAGUGGGAGUCCGUCUAGGCUACAACGUCACUGCGUUUUCGCGCUCAGGCAAGCCUCCUUCCAAUUUGCCGCCCAUCAACGUGCCUUGGAUCAACAAGGUGAAAUGGGAAGCGGCCGAUCUCCUCGACCCUUCUUCGUACUCGUCCAAGUUGUCUCAGUAUGACAGCGUGGUGCAUUCGGUGGGAAUGCUCUUCGAGAACCAGUCGUACAAGAAGGUGGCCAACUCCAACUUCAAUGCGUUGCGAGACGCCCAGAACUUGGCCAACUCCUUGAAGGGAUCGAAUCCCAUGGCCAAGGACAGCAAGCUCACAUUCGAAGCAAUCCAGCGGGACUCAGCCGUGCUCUUGGCUGAUGCAUUCCUCGAGGCAAAGGGCCCUGGUCUGGAGCCGGCAUUCGUGUAUAUCUCUGCCAGCCAGAAGCCACCGUUCGUACCCGAGAGAUACUUGACCACCAAGAGAGAAGCCGAGUUUGAGUUGGCGUGCAAGGAGGGCUUGCGAGUCAUUGCUAUGAGGUGUUCCUUCAUGACAGAGGAGCACAGCGGACCCAACCCACGCUCGGUUUUGGGCGGUUUGGUGCUGUUGGGACAUUCUGUCAAGCAGAACACGAUCGGCGACAGCCUUUCCUACGUCAAUAAUUUGAUAAGACCGCCAGUAUCGACAGAACAGGUGGCCAGAACCCUCUACGAGAAGUUGGAGAGUGGGUACAGCGGUAUAGUCAGGGACGAAGAAAUCGCAAAAAAAUAG
Molecule: messenger RNA, 804 nt
Organism: Suhomyces tanzawaensis NRRL Y-17324
Lineage: Eukaryota; Fungi; Ascomycota; Pichiomycetes; Serinales; Debaryomycetaceae
Product: ubiquinone biosynthesis protein
Exons: 1
Coding region: 1-804 (267 amino acids)
Cellular component (GO): mitochondrion
Molecular function (GO): protein-containing complex binding
Source: RefSeq, a predicted model, not a curated record